This is a messenger RNA of Nerophis lumbriciformis (worm pipefish), 1659 nucleotides long. The record is from RefSeq and is a predicted model, not a curated record. NCBI's taxonomy places the organism in Eukaryota, Metazoa, Chordata, Actinopteri, Syngnathiformes, Syngnathidae.
AUGUGGAACGCGGGAAACAGCGGCGACGGCGGUCAGGUGGCUGCCAGAAUGGAGACCACGCCGUCACCGGGCAGUGCUAGCAUCUCUGUGUCGCAGCAGCAGGCUCCCAAAAAGUUUGCCCCCGUGGUGGCGCCCAAGCCGAAGUUCAACCCGUACAAGCACGCCACAGACCCGGACCCUUCUGCUGACUACCCUCCUCCUCCUCCACCGCCCGCCACCGACCCGAUCCGCUCGCCGUCGUCAUCGGCCGCUUCCUUCCCGCCGCCUCCGCCCGCCAACUCGUACGACUAUCAGACAAGAGGACCUGAGAAGACCCUUGAAGAGCGCCGCUCGAGCUUGGACGCCGAGAUCGACUCUCUCACUAGCAUCCUGGCCGACCUGGAGAGCAGCUCGCCGUACAGGCCGCGAAACACUCAGACCCUCGGCCCUUCCUCAGUGUCCACCCCUAGUGCUCCAGUGACGGGUUACAAGCGCAUGGUCAUCCCCAAUCAGCCGCCUUUGACCGCCACCAAGAAGUCCACCCCGAAAGCCCAAGCCCCGGGCGUCGGAUCAUCAACGCUUCCUGCAAAACUCCAACCUGUGGCGGCGUCCUACGCUACCGCGUCCACGCCAAGCCAGCCCACCUUCAAUGUCCAAGUACGGUCUGCUCAGCCCAGCCCCCAGCACCCGACCGGUGGCGGGCAGCACUUCGGCGGGGGUCAGCAACCGGCGCGCGGCCACACCCAGGCGCAAUAUUUGCCGGCCCAGCCCAAAGGGCCCGACUUUGCCUACGGGCCGCCCCAGCCGGGGUUCUCCCCGGGUGGUCUGGGUGCCUAUCAGGAGCAGCAGGGGUACACCAGACCCGAGCCCCAACCCUAUCAGGCGGCGGGCCCUAAGAAGACCUACAUCACUGACGUGCCGCCCAGUCUGGACCCCUACCCUUCUGGACCGGUCAUUACACCAAAGACGGGCGGAGAAAGCGGCGGCGGACCCCCGGCGGCCCACCCUGAGGAUGAACUGGAGCGUCUGACCAAAAAGAUGCUCUUUGACAUGGACCACCCUCCGUCCGAGGAAUACUUUGGGCGCUGUGCCAGCUGUGGGGAAAACGUGGUGGGCGAGGGCACCGGCUGCACGGCCAUGGACCAGGUCUUCCACGUGGACUGUUUCGUGUGCAUGACCUGCAGCAGCAAGCUGCGCGGCAAACCCUUCUACGCCGUCGACAAGAAGGCCUACUGCGAGCCCUGCUACGUGAACACGCUGGAGACGUGCAGCAUGUGCAGCAAACCCAUCAUGGAGCGCAUCUUGAGGGCCACGGGCAAGGCCUACCACCCUCACUGCUUCACCUGCGUGGUCUGCAAACGCAGCCUUGAUGGCGUGCCCUUCACCGUCGACGCCUCCAACCACAUCCACUGCAUACAAGACUUCCACAAGAAGUUUGCGCCGCGCUGCUGCGUGUGCAGUGAGCCCAUCAUGCCAGCCCCCGGUCAGGAGGAGACGGUUCGCAUUGUGGCUCUGGAUAGAGACUUCCACGUGCACUGCUACCGCUGUGAGGACUGCGGCUGUCUGCUGUCGGAGGGCGACAACCAGGGCUGUUACCCUCUGGAUGGACACGUCCUGUGCAAGAACUGUAACAGCGGACGCAUCCAGGCGCUCUCCGCUAAGGCCACCACUGACCUCUAA